GACAUCCUGGGCUUCUCAGCUGAAGAGAAGACAAGCAUCUACAAAAUGACUGGUGCUGUGCUCCACCAUGGUAACAUGAAGUUCAAGCAGAAGCAGCGUGAGGAGCAGGCUGAGCCUGAUGGCACAGAGGAGGCUGACAAGGUCGCUUACUUGCUGGGUCUGAACUCUGCUGACAUGCUGAAGGCUCUGUGCUAUCCCAGAGUGAAGGUCGGAAAUGAGUUUGUCACCAAGGGACAGACUGUUCCUCAGGUGAAUAACUCAGUGACUGCCCUGGCCAAGUCCAUCUAUGAGAGGAUGUUCUUGUGGAUGGUCAUCCGUAUCAACCAGAUGCUGGACACCAAACAAGCAAGGCAGUACUUCAUUGGUGUCCUGGACAUUGCUGGCUUUGAAAUCUUUGAUUUCAACACC
This is a messenger RNA of Plectropomus leopardus (leopard coralgrouper), 408 nucleotides long. Lineage: Eukaryota; Metazoa; Chordata; Actinopteri; Perciformes; Serranidae. The record is from RefSeq and is a predicted model, not a curated record.